This is a messenger RNA of Scylla paramamosain (green mud crab), 2601 nucleotides long. RefSeq lists its product as uncharacterized. The record is from RefSeq and is a predicted model, not a curated record. Lineage: Eukaryota; Metazoa; Arthropoda; Malacostraca; Decapoda; Portunidae. The transcript has 14 exons. The coding region runs from base 28 to 2073 and encodes 681 amino acids.
GCCAGUACCUCAGUCUUACGGAACGCGAUGAGACUCCGGACAGCGGCAGAACACAAGGUGGCGGCGGUAGUGGUGGUGGUGAUGAGCUUGGCGGCGCUAGUGACCUCCGCCCCACCCCCACCACCCCUCGCCACGCCCCGCCCGGACCUGCUCGCCCUCACUCAGGACUACUGGCACUGGAAGACGCAAGAUUACCCACAGUUCGCCACUCAGGUGGGCAUCAACGACAACACCGCCGGUCGCCUGGAUUCGUACAGCAUGCAACACCUACACCAACGGAAGGCCAAGUGCGAGGAGUUCCUGCAGCGGGCCCACGACAUCGACGCCUCCUCGCUCUCGCCGGAGGACUUGAUCACGCUGAAGGUGUUUAAGGAGGAGAUGAUCACCUACAUUCAGAAUUUCCCCUAUAAGAAAUACUUCGCGCCCGUCACGUUCCUAGUGGGGCCGCAGAAUGACUUCAAGAAGAUGGUGGAGAAGCAAAUGGUGCUCGUCUCUUACAACGACUACCAGAAGCUUUUGUCGAGGUACGGCGAGUUUCCCAGGCAGGCGCAGGAGAUCCUUACACUGCUGAGGGAGAACAUUGAGAACGGGAUCAUGCCCUCCAACUGGUCCAUGGUGGGCGUGGUGGACCAGCUGGAUAGUCUGGGCGGCCCCGUGGAGGACUCUGUUUUCUACAAGCCUUUCGUCCUCAUGCCGCGCACCAUCACCACCGAGCAGAGAACCACACUGAGGCAGCAGGCGCAGGAGAGGAUCAAACAAGACCUGCUUCCCUCCUUCAAGAAGAUCCGCGACUUCAUAGUGGACCAGUACCUGCCGGCCACGCGCUCCGAGGUGGCGGCGUCGUCGCUGCCCGGAGGAGAGGAGUACUACCUGGCGUGCCUCAGAUUCUUCACCAGCACCAACCUCACGCCGCAGGAGAUCCACAACCUGGGCCUGACGGAAGUGGCCAGGGUGGAGGAGGAGGUGCAGAAGACGGCUGCUGAAAUCGGAAUGGAAGGCAAGACUUUCUCUGAGAUCGGCGAAGCCCUUAAGACUGACCCGGCACAAAGGUUCGGCAGCAAGAACGACCUCCUAGAGACCUUCAGAAACACCAUCUACAAUGUUAUCUAUCCCCGGGUGCAGGAAAUGUUCCCCAGCCUGCCGCCGAUCAACAUCACAGUUGACGGGGAUGACAACCCACAAGCCAUCUUCGCGAUGUACUCAGGGCCCUCCAUGGACGGCUCGCGUCUCGGCUCCUUCAUCCUCAACACUUACUCCUAUGACGUACGUAAGAAGUACGAAGUGAUGGCUCUCUCCCUUCACGAGACGCUGCCGGGCCACCACCUGUACAGCUCCUACAGACAGAUGAACCCCUCUACACCCAGCUUCCGCAAGUACAUCGACUUCACCUUUUACACCAACGCACCGGCCAGAUUCCCGCUGCACACCGUGUUGAGUGAGGGCUGGGCUCUCUACUCAGAGUUCCUUGGGGAAGAGCUUGGCCUGUACACAGACCCCUACCAGAAGAUGGGCCGCCAUUCGUUUGAGCUGCUGCGCGCCAGUCGUCUGGUGGUGGACACCGGCAUGCACGCGUUGGGCUGGUCCAGGGACAGGGCUGUGGCCUUCCUGCUGGACCACACGGCGCUGUCAGAAGAAAGUAUACAGGGAGAAGUCAACAGGUACAUCACGUGGCCGGGGCAGGCGUGCGCGUACAAGGUGGGGGAGAUCAAGAUCAAGGAACUGCGGCAGAAGGCGCAGAACGCCCUGGGCAGUCUGUUCCGACUGUCGGACUUCCACGACGUGCUGCUGGGCUGCAUCGGGCCGCUCAAGAUCGUGGAGGAGUGUGUCGCGAGCUACAUAGAGCAGACAAACCUGGAGAUAGAAAAGGGGGGAGAGGAGAAAGGGGAGGAGGAGGAAAGUGAAGGUGGAGACAAAGAUGAACACGAGUCCUCAGACCCAAGAGAGCAAGGCGUGGAUAGUGAGAGUGUGGCCAGCGAGGACGCGGCUGGCGGGCGCUCCAGCGUGGCGGGCAGCAGCGUGCUGGUGUUGGUGGCGUGCUGGCUGGCCACGCUGCGCGCCGCGCACUACAGAUAGUGCCGCAAAGCGUGCGGCGCCGCGCAGCGCCACACUGCGCCUCGUGAUGCGUGAGUGUACAGCUGUACAUUGUCGCCUGCCUGUUUGUACAUUAGUACGCUGUGUAGCUUUCUUGUCAUGUCAUAGUCAUAUAUUGUAUAUUUCUUUUCCUCCAGAUGAAUGUAUUUAAAAAGACUUGUGUAGCGGUGGCAUUAUCCUUCAUUAUCACCGAGUGAGUCUAUAUGUGUCCUCAAUGUUGGAGGGAGGCUCUGUGUGAGGCAGUGUGUGAACUGUGGGCGUGUCUAGUGAUGUGGACGCUCCCUGCCAGUCUUGGCCAUUGUGUUUGCUGCGGUGUGUCUUUGUGAACCUCAACCUACGAGUCUGCCUUCUGUGUGUGUGUGUGUGUGUGUGUGUGUGUUCGUCUAUCUUUUCUUCUGUCCGUCUAUCUGUUCGUCUGUCCGUCUGUGUCUGAACGUGUAUGCAUAACUCCCUUUUGGAGUUGAUCAUAGAAUCUGUCAAGCUGAAUAAAGUCCCUUUAUGCAAAACCUG